AUGCUCAGUACUAUCUCGAGAACGGGAUUGAACAGUCUUUCAAGAGUGAUCAGUUCCUCGCAUUCUACAGCCUUGGCGAUCCGACAUGCAUCAUUGAACUCAGCGAUUGGGGAGGGGAUUCGCCGAGAUAAUCGUCGCGGUAACAGUUUUCCUAAACGACAAUACGAGAGAUCAAGUGAGUUUAAUCUCAAUGAGCGUCAAACAAACGGAGCGCGACAGUACGGAAAGAAAAAAUACGAGAGGUCAGACCAACCCAACUUCAAUGACCGUCGGACAUAUGGAGCGCGACAGUAUGGAGAACAGAAGCCCCAGAGAUCGGGAUUGAACUCCGCUGUUAAUCGAAACUACGGCCAGGGUGAGCGACAGUACGGAGCGAAGAAAACCUGGACAUCAGACGGUGCAGGUCGUAAAGACUAUGACCGCCGACCAUCGUCAUGGAACGACAGCUCUCAAUCAGCACGACAAAGCCGAAAGGAAGAAAAGUUUGAGUUCGACGAGGAUGAGUUCAUUCGUUCUGGGGACUUCCGGGGACUCCCUCGUGAACAUCAAUCUCGAUUCCAGUCUCGAUUCCAAUCACGAACACAAGAUGGUCCAUUCACACAAUCGGGACGGGGAAGGCCUCCAAUGGAUGAACCACGGGAGAAGGAGCCAGCAAGACCUAGAGCUCACAGGGUCACGCACAGCAUGCCAGAGCGGGUGAAGGACAACGUCAAAGUGCCCGACACAAUCCCCUACACUACACCGGCAUCUGAGUUCGUUUACGGAACGAGUGCCGUGGAGGCGGCGCUACGCUGCAGUCGGCGUCAACUGUACAAGCUCUAUAUCUAUCAGAGCGCGGAGGAAGAGCUAAGUGCAGCAAAAGUCACAAUCCGCAAACUGGCAUUGUCAAAGAACAUCACAGUGAAAAUGGCAUUUGCAGGAUGGGAUCGACUUUUGGAUAAGAUGAGCGCUGGGCGACCUCACAAUGGGUGCAUUUUGGAGGCAUCCCCUUUACCGAAAUUGCCAGUGCGUGGCCUGCAGGCUGUGCCAUCUAUAUCUGAGGAGUAUUUCCGGACGGAGCUUGCGCCACAAACCCGGGAAGAAGCCGCGGUAAAUGGCACCGAUGAUCGUAUCCCGAUCCAUCAUCCUUCCCCGCCCCCGCAACAAACCGAACAACACCAUAGAUACCCAAUUGUCUUGCUAUUGGAUGGAGUGGUCGAUACCGGUAAUAUGGGCGCCAUAAUCCGCUCAUCCUAUUUCCUGGGUGUCGAUGCAAUUGUUCUAGCGGGUCGCAACUCCGCGCCAUUGUCUCCUAUCACAAUCAAAUGUUCUGCUGGUGCAGCAGAGAAUAUGCCCAUUCUUCAUGUGAAAAAUGAAGUUGAUUUCAUUCAGCGAUCCCAGCAGAACGGGUGGCGAUUCUAUGCUGCAGAUGCACCACUUCCUGGGUCCGUGCACUUGGAUCACAUCGCGGCCGACGGCGAUCAGAGCGGGGCCAAAUUGCCCAUCACUACUGCGCCUAGUGUUAUAAUGAUGGGCAGUGAGGCUACUGGAUUGAGCUCGCAUAUCAAGUCGCAUGCAGAUGCAAUCAUCAGUAUUCCAGGUGCACGGCAAAGUUCCAUCCUGGGCGUUGAAUCUGAUCCUGCCCGCAUCGAUAGUCUGAAUGUGAGUGUUGCCGCUGCGCUACUGAUGGAGAAGUUCCUGCGAACCCCCAUGACUGUGGGUGAGAUCGCCAAAAAAGAAAAGAACAUGGAAAAGAGCAUGGGAAAGGAGAAAAUGUGGUAA
Penicillium egyptiacum is the source of this 1761-nucleotide messenger RNA. The record is from the annotation of a GenBank genome assembly. NCBI's taxonomy places the organism in Eukaryota, Fungi, Ascomycota, Eurotiomycetes, Eurotiales, Aspergillaceae.